GAAGCCAUAGAUUUUUUUUUUUUUUUUUUUGACACUUGUUCUGUUAUGUUUGGUUCCAUUCUCUGAAAAUAUGAUUGCGUUUGAAUUUUGAUGCUUGUCUGUAACAGAAACAACACAAGAAAAUAGUAGCAUAGCAUGAAAAUGCAGUCCGUUUACUGCUCUAUACAAAUUCCAUUAUCAUACAAUAUUGGUCACCCUCAUCUCUGCUUCUCUCGUGCAUUUGUCACCCGGUGUAGUAAAAAACCCAACUUUAUUAGUUCCUCAAAUCGAUGCGUUAGAAACAAGGGUGUAAAGGAAGUGGGUCCAGAAUUUGAUAGCAAAAACAUGCUUUUUAAGUGUGGUGAGAGACUUGGAAAGGAUGAAGAGCUUUCUAGUGAUUUGUACAGCCAAUUAAUCUGUGAAUGUUGCAAAGGAGGAGACUUGGAUAGAGCCAUGUCUCUUCUUGCGCAAAUGGAAGCUCAGGGGUUUCACCUCAGUUCAUCAUCUUAUGCUUGUCUGAUUCAGGCCCUUGGUAAUGUUGGAAGGACUUCAGAGGCUGAUAUGUUGUUUAAAGAAAUGAUUUGUUGUGGGUUUAGACCCAAAUUGAAUUUGUACAACAGUUUGCUUAGAGGGUUCUUGAAGAAAGGUCUGUUAGGACUUGCAAAUGGGCUCUUGAAGGAAAUGAAUGACUUAGGCAUAUGGAGGAGUCAAGAGACAUACGAGAUUUUUCUAGACUACUAUGUUGGUGCUGGAAGGUUGGAAGAUACCUGGUCAACAAUCAAUGAGAUGAAACAAAAGGGGUUUAGACUUAACUCGUUUGUGUAUAGCAGGAUUGUUGGGAUUUAUAGGGACAAUGGGAUGUGGAAGAAAGCAAUAGAGAUUUUGGAAGAGAUUAGAGAGAGGGGGAUUCCUUUAGACACGCAUGUUUGCAACAGUAUUAUUGAUACCUUUGGCAAAUAUGGUGAAUUGGAUGAGGCAUUGAAGUUGUUUCAGAAAAUGCAAAAUGAAGGUGUAAGGCCAAAUAUAGUGACUUGGAAUUCACUGAUUAAGUGGCACUGCAAAGAGGGUGAUUUCAUGAAAGCCUUUAAUUUGUUUACUGAUAUGCAAGAGCAAGGAUUGUAUCCAGACCCUAAGAUAUUUGUCACCAUCAUUAGCUGCUUGGGGGAACAGGGAAAGUGGGACAUAAUAAAGAAAUAUUUUGAAAGCAUGAAAUUUAGGGGAAAUAAAGAAUAUGGGGCUGUUUAUGCUGUUUUGGUUGAUAUUUAUGGACAAUAUGGGAAAUUUCAGAAUGCUGAGGAGUGUGUACAGGCACUAAAGUCCGAAGGUGUGCUAGUUUCUCCGAGCAUUUUUUGUGCAUUAGCAAAUGCUUAUGCUCAGCAGGGCUUAUGUGAACAAGCCAUUAAGGUGCUGCAGAUCAUGGAAGUGGAGGGAAUUGAACCAAAUAUUGUUAUGCUCAAUAUGCUAAUGAAUGCAUUUGGUAAUGCUGGGAGAUGUAUGGAAGCAAUGUCUGUUUAUCACCAUAUAAAAGAAACUGGUGCUAGCCCUGAUGUGGUCACCUACACUACGCUUAUGAAGGCUUUCUUAAGGGCCAAAAAAUUUGAUGAGGUUCCCAUUAUCUACAAGGAAAUGGAGUAUGAUGGAUGCACUCCUGAUAGAAAAGCUAGACAGAUGUUACAAGCUGCAUUAACGGUUCUUGAACAAAGGAUCUCAUUACAAACUUAAUAGGGACUGUGGUAGCCGAUCACUGGUUCAUGAUCAUUUGGAAAUUGAAUGAGCAUUGCCGAUUCCAUGGGGAGCUUUCUAAAGUUUUUCGUUAUUGGAUUUGAUGAUAUGUACUGGAUUAGUUAGCUGGAGAGGCGUUUAAUGAAAGAAAACUGAUAUUUUCUUCAAUGUCUUCCUUUGCCAGUGAAGCAGAGAUGAGAGAUGAUUCAGGUUGAGAUCCCUCUUGUCUAGAGUGUUGAAAGGGCAGUGUUUUAUGUUUGUCAUUUCUAGAAAGCUUAUGGAGACAGUGUCCAUUUAUGAGAGAUUAAAAGGGCUGAAAGAUACUAGAACAAGGAUUGAGAAGGACAUUUGGGGUUUGUUAAGUAGUUGCUAAUUUCAUCCAUUUAUGAGAUGAUAUUUCCUUUCCUGGAGAUUCCUAAAGAAGGUUCGUCCUGUGAUAUUGGUCAUUUCAGGUGAUUGGCCAUGAUAUUGGGUAGGGUGUUAUUGGCUGCAAAAGAUGCAAUAAUGUCCCAUCCUUGGCUAAUUAUUCGAUGGGAAUUUGGGAUCCUCAGACAGAUUGGUAUGACAAUUUAAAUCAGGAUACCCGGGACAAUCGUCUGCUCCUCUAUCUUCAUUUGCAAGACUCUUGGUACAUGAAUGAUGUUGAUGGGGAAGGUGCUCUGUGUUUAACAUAUAAAAAGCAAGAUUAGGCAGUCAAGAUGAGACAUUAUGUAUAUUUUCUUGUAACAUUGUUAGGCUCAUCUGUGUGAUCUGCUUUUUCUCACAUUGAUGUUGAGAGAUAGAAUAGAGACACUAGGACACAGUAGUUAGUGUUCAAUGAGUAUGGAUUCCUGAAGUUUAACAUCAACCAGAGACAUAUUUUCUCAAAGUUUGCACUGUAUUGUUUUAUGGAAUUUCUUCUUAGCCAGAAGUUAGUUGAGAGUUUCAGCGGUCUUGUGCUCAGAGAGUAUUUAAGCUCAGGCAAGAUGGCUGUCUUUCCUAUCAAGGAUUGCUCAACUACCAAUGCUAGUGCUCUCACUCAAACCAAUGUUCCUGUGAAGCUGUGUACCCGAGUAUUGUAUUAUUUGAUGAUGCAAAAGAAUACUUGAAAGAAAUACAAAUCAUAUUCAUGUAAUUUUCCUUUUUCUGUUCGGUUAAACUUUUUUCUAUAGGCAUUAUUAUACUGGAAAGAAUGUCCUUGUGUGGGAAAGCAAUAAUUUACUCUCGAAGAAUUCAAAUAUACACAGUUUAGUUAUUAG
Molecule: messenger RNA, 2939 nt
Organism: Abrus precatorius (Indian licorice)
Lineage: Eukaryota; Viridiplantae; Streptophyta; Magnoliopsida; Fabales; Fabaceae
Product: pentatricopeptide repeat-containing protein At5g42310, chloroplastic-like
Exons: 4
Coding region: 136-1701 (521 amino acids)
Molecular function (GO): protein binding
Source: RefSeq, a predicted model, not a curated record